Lachnellula hyalina is the source of this 1284-nucleotide messenger RNA. It is a transcript of the gene SER2, whose product is annotated as Phosphoserine phosphatase. The record is from RefSeq and is a predicted model, not a curated record. The coding region runs from base 1 to 1284 and encodes 427 amino acids. Gene Ontology annotation, cellular component: cytoplasm. Gene Ontology annotation, molecular function: magnesium ion binding; L-phosphoserine phosphatase activity. Gene Ontology annotation, biological process: dephosphorylation; L-serine biosynthetic process. Lineage: Eukaryota; Fungi; Ascomycota; Leotiomycetes; Helotiales; Lachnaceae. The transcript is spliced from 2 exons.
AUGGCCGAAACCCCCAAUACGCGAGCCAACCGUCCAAGUCUUGGAGCCGGUAUGCGCAGCAGCUCCUACGUGCAAGAACUCUCCCAGUACCGCCCCCCUCAACCCGACGGCCAUGAAGGAAUCGACAGCAUCGUGGAACGUACGCAGAAUACAUCCAUCACGCCCUCACCCCCUCUCAAACCCUACAAUGGUGUUCCCUCCCCUCACUCGCCGCCUAAAAUCGUCGACAGCGGCCUGAAUCACACCCUCACACACACAAACUGCCAAGCCCCGCCAGGUACAACCUCUGAUCGUGUAAUCGCCACGAUCCUGUACAAGAACGACUCCCCGCGCAUCUUCCCGGCCCCGCCAAUUGACCGCUCGCCCUCGCCCUCGAGAAUAAAUACCCCCGGUACCAUCCCGCCAAACAUGGCGCCUACGCGCUCACUGAGCAAUUUCCCGCUCGAGCCGCCGCCACCUGAUCCAGAGCCGUUGGAUCAUCUGUACGGCUCGUAUAUCUCGCCGUUAUACGCUACAUACCUUACCCUAGCCGACUUACGGAAACACGAACUGCUAUAUCGCUUUGAGCGGGAAUGGAACGUGGAUGUUGUUCUGCAAGUCGAUACAGUGCUACGCCGCUACCCACAACUGGUAGUCUUCGACAUGGACUCCACACUAAUCGAACAAGAAGUAAUCGACCUCCUCGCCGCCUCCAUCAACGUCCAAGACGCCGUCUCCACCAUAACCUCGCGUGCUAUGAACGGCGAGUUGGACUUCUCCUCCUCGUUCCGCGAACGCGUAAAACUGUUACGCGGAGUCGACGCCGACAUAUUCUCGAAAUUACAAUCAGUCAUCACACCCACCAAAGGCGCCCGCGAACUAAUCCGCGCUCUGAAACGCAUCGGUUGUAAAACAGCCGUCCUCUCAGGUGGUUUCAUCCCACUCACGCAAUACCUCGCCGACUCCCUCGGCAUCGACUACGCAUACGCCAACUCCCUCGUCUCCGACCCAGCAACCAACACCUUCACGGGCGAAGUAUCCGGCUCCAUAGUUAACGCGGAACGGAAGCGCGAGUUACUGCUCGAGAUCGCGAAGAAGGAAAACGUGCAUAUCGAUCAGGUGGUCGCUGUCGGCGAUGGCGCGAAUGAUCUGCUCAUGAUGGGCGCGGCCGGACUAGGCGUGGCGUGGAACGCGAAGCCGGUUGUGCAGAUGGAGGCGCAGGCACGGUUGAACGGGAGUAGUUUAUUAGAGCUGUUAUUCAUUUUCGGGUUUACUGCCGAGGAGGUACAGGUUCUGAUUGCUUGA